Molecule: messenger RNA, 1832 nt
Organism: Patiria miniata (bat star)
Lineage: Eukaryota; Metazoa; Echinodermata; Asteroidea; Valvatida; Asterinidae
Exons: 6
Coding region: 1-1548 (515 amino acids)
Source: RefSeq, a predicted model, not a curated record
AUGGGCUCAAGACACGGGGCCAUUAGCAUUACAGGGAGGGAGGCUUUAACUUCGAGUCGCACAUCACGCUCCACGGCUGCAAGUGUCUGGUUACCUCAGCAAGUUAACAUUAGCUCCAACGACAGCGCAGUAACGGUCAAGUUUGACGUGGCGCAACCAGAACUGAAGAUCGACCGUUAUCGCGUUCUAUUAUAUGUCAGAGGAGCAAAAUGGGCCCACAACGAUGUGUACCAUAAUUCUAGUAAUGUCGUGCAGCCGACGAAAGGUGGACCAUACUUUGGCUGGACUGAGUUCACUGAUUUACACCCUGGCAACUACUGUUUGAAGAUACUCGCAAAACCGACCAGAUCGCCUGUGUGUCACACUGACGGAGGCAUUGUUAAUUCGUGCAGAAUAACAAGGUGUCACAAUUUCAGCGUUUCUUUAGCCGACACCAGGCCCAGCAAAGACACGAUCACUGGAGUAUCAAGCACGUUUAUGCCAAUGCCGACAUACACUCCAUCCACAGGCCUUCACACCGUGGCUGGUACUGCAACGGCUACACAGCAACGAAAUACCGUGGGAUGGUACCUCGGAAUCACCUUGGCCAUGGUGGUUUGUGUCGUAGUGCUUCUCUGCUUGUACAUCAAGCGGAUCAAAAAGAAACGAAGAAUUGACAUCGGUUCCAAUGAUCAACUCGAGGAAACUCCGAAUAAUAUGAACAAUAGAACAUUGCGUACUGAAUCAUCAUGCCGUCAGCAAUGUAACCCACGGCAGCAGUCUUUGAAUGACGUAGGCCUGCCGCAAGAACCAAGCUGGCAGGCCAGUAUGGGGACAGUGGAGGGCCCAGCCAGCCAUAGUACAGACACAUCGAAAGCGCAACACGAGAAAGCAUGGCAAGGUAUCUGUCCAAACCAGGCAAAUCAAUGGCCACUAUUGAGAUCACACUUUCCUGAUGCCGGCUUUCCUCAAUCCCCCUGGGCCGGGGAAAUGUCCGGUGAAGUCGAUGAUGCCAACAUGAGACAACCGGAGUCGGUCCGAAUGACCAAAGAUCCAAAGUUGAAUAGAGAGGGUGUUCCCAAUCAUGCCAAGGGCGUGGACGGCACCCAUGGAAACACAGCGUGUACUCCAAGAUACCAAGGUACUGGAUUACAUAGAAUCUCGCAUACGAAUUGGAGCGAGGCAAUAAGUGGAGAUGUCGGUCAGACGUCCUGUGGGGGGGUCAGUGGUGUCUUUCAUUCACACGGCGUGUCAUCCGUAAAGUCCCGGUCAAAACUAGACCUGUACGAGCUACUUGCUCCUUCCAGGUCAAGCAUCGCUUCAUCCCAGUUCACAGAAAUCUGGAACGCCUUCAAUUCAAUACAACCAGCGGAUGUGAGCACUUCCAACUCCCAGUCCAGCUCUCGUCUCCUCAAGCAAGAUCUCUUGGUAAGGUCCUGUCCCUCGUUGAUGGAGGCCUUGAGCAUUCAGUCGACUGGAAGUUCUUGUGGCCCAUCUGACAUGACGGAUGCAGAUUACUCAGAUAACACGGUGGUGUUAGGCGCACCCAAUCUCACAACUGAAAUAUGAGUUUUUAAUCUUGGUCGUAUAAUAUUUCACAUGGUAUGGGAAAACAAUUCUUAUAACAUCUACAUCACAUGAUUUUCGAAUAUGAGGGGCAUUUAAUUUUAAGUGUCAUUUGUACUCCCUUGUUUUCCAAAAAAAAAAGGAAGCGAUGGUAGGGGUGGGAACUGGACACAGACAUUUGCUUGGUGGGUACGUGGAAGGGCCGUUGACCGGCGUAUUUUUUUUCCCAAGGAGGGCCUAGGGAUGGGGCCAAGUCAUACAUAAUUCAGUUUUUCCUUGGAAUCAUU